Messenger RNA from Daucus carota subsp. sativus, 1266 nucleotides. RefSeq names its product rac-like GTP-binding protein ARAC7. Gene Ontology annotation, cellular component: cell projection; cytoplasmic vesicle; cytoskeleton. Gene Ontology annotation, biological process: regulation of actin cytoskeleton organization; establishment or maintenance of cell polarity; small GTPase-mediated signal transduction. Bases 210 to 842 code for a protein of 210 amino acids. The record is from RefSeq and is a predicted model, not a curated record. NCBI's taxonomy places the organism in Eukaryota, Viridiplantae, Streptophyta, Magnoliopsida, Apiales, Apiaceae. Gene Ontology annotation, molecular function: GTP binding; GTPase activity; protein kinase binding. The transcript is spliced from 9 exons.
CUUUCUUUGACCAACUCACUUCUCUUAUUUUUUUAUAAAAACUUUGUUUUAAAUUAAACCUUCGUAACGAAAAAUAUUAUUUUAUCCUCUAUGAAUCGGAAAUGUUAUAAAAAUUGUUUGAAUCACUCCUGCGCCCAUUAAUAUAUUCAGUGAUUCUAGACAGCUGCAACUUUGUAGAGAAGAAAAGAAAGAAGAGGUGAAGGUUAAAGAUGAUGAGUGCUUCAAAGUUCAUAAAAUGUGUCACUGUGGGAGAUGGAGCUGUUGGCAAGACUUGCAUGCUCAUCUGCUACACCAGCAAUAAGUUCCCCACCGAUUAUAUUCCAACGGUGUUUGAUAAUUUUAGUGCUAAUGUGGCUGUGGACGGAAGCAUUGUCAACUUGGGCCUAUGGGAUACUGCAGGCCAGGAAGAUUAUAGCAGGCUGAGGCCUUUGAGUUAUAGAGGUGCUGAUAUUUUUGUCUUAGCUUUCUCAUUAAUCAGCAGGGCAAGCUACGAAAAUGUGCUCAAAAAGUGGAUGCCAGAGCUCCGUCGAUUUGCACCCAAUGUACCUAUUGUUCUUGUGGGAACAAAGCUAGAUCUUCGUGAAGAUGGAUAUCUAGCUCAUCACAUGGGAUAUGAUCUCAUUACAACUUCUCAAGGCGAAGAGCUUAGGAAACAAAUUGGUGCAGCAGCUUAUAUAGAGUGCAGCUCUAGAACGCAGCAGAAUGUCAAAGCUGUUUUUGAUACUGCUAUCAAGGCUGUACUUCAACCUCCAAGGAGGAAGGAAAUUGCAAGGAAGACUAGACGUAGAAGCUCUGGUUGCUCAAUUGUCCAGAGUAUGGUAUGCGGAGGUUGUGGUGCUUAACAAAUGCUGUUUCCAAAUGGACAAAAACAACAGACUUUUGGCAUGAUCGAGCUCCUGCAAUUGCUUUAGUAGUUCAACAGAUCAAACUCUUCUCUUGCUACAUGUACAUCAGUGAAUGCUGGUAUGCAUAUAUUGUAGCUGGAGGGAAUUUGUCGAUUUUGUGGAAGUCUAUCUUAUUCUGUUAGCAAAUGGAAAAGAUAGCCAUAGGAACUUCUUCAUUCUCUAGGCUAUGAAUAUGAUGGUAAUAUGUGGAUGUCGAUAUGUGAUGUCUUUGGCUAUUCAAUGUCUAGGGCUCUAGGCACUGUCUUCGUAGUAAGAUUCAUAUUUUGCGACUACUGUUUAAUUUGUAGAAAUCUAAUAUUUCAGUCAUGGAUGUUACCAAGAAAAAACAGAAGUUUCAGUUGAAGUAGCUAAAAGUUAAUUA